Messenger RNA from Ziziphus jujuba (common jujube), 2124 nucleotides. Its product is annotated as protein NRT1/ PTR FAMILY 7.1. Gene Ontology annotation, molecular function: transmembrane transporter activity. Gene Ontology annotation, cellular component: membrane. Gene Ontology annotation, biological process: transmembrane transport. The transcript is spliced from 6 exons. Bases 170 to 2026 code for a protein of 618 amino acids. The record is from RefSeq and is a predicted model, not a curated record. Lineage: Eukaryota; Viridiplantae; Streptophyta; Magnoliopsida; Rosales; Rhamnaceae.
AAGGGUUUAAUAGCUUUUCUGGUUUUCCGGAGAGUCGAGCGAUUUCCCGGUCAUCUGCUUUGUACCUUCUCAAUAUAGAUACCACCUCUUCUCCAUCGCCAGAAUCUGGCAAAAUUCCUGAACAAGUUACUUUCUCUGUCACCAAGUUUCGUAAAAGAAGAAAUCUUCAAUGGCCACUAUGGAUUCAUUCAACUGCGCCAAUGACGCUGCGCUUAAGGUAAGAGAAGAAAUUAAGAGCACUACUAGAGAAUCCCAAGUUUUGGAAAGAAACUGCGAUGAAAAUGAAUUGAAGAAGGUGACAAGUCCUACAACUAGAGGAUCCCUUACAGGAAAGAGCUUAGGAGGAUGGAAAUUCGCAAGUCUCCUGCUAUUGAAUCAAGGCCUGGCAACACUAGCUUUCUUUGGUGUGGGCGUGAACUUGGUUUUGUUCUUAACAAGAGUUCUUGACCAAGAAAAUGCCAACGCUGCAAAUAGUGUGAGCAAAUGGACUGGGACUGUUUAUUUGUGCUCUCUGAUUGGAGCAUUCCUCAGUGAUUCAUAUUGGGGUCGCUAUCUAACCUGCGCUGUCUUCCAGCUGGUCUUUGUACUGGGACUGGGCCUGUUGUCUCUUUCGUCUUGGCUAUUCUUAAUCAAACCGUCGGGCUGUGGUGAUGGAGUAGAAGAUUGCUUGCCUACGUCAUCCAUAGGCGUGGCUAUUUUCUACUUAUCCAUCUAUUUAAUAGCAUUUGGAUAUGGUGGACACCAACCCACCAUAGCGACGUUCGGUGCGGACCAAUUUGAUGAGUCAAAUCCUAAAGAAAAGAAAUCGAAAUCAGCAUUCUUCUGCUAUUUCUAUUUGGCACUCAACGUUGGGUCAUUUUUCUCCAACACCGUAUUGGUUUAUUACGAGAAUAGGGGAGAAUGGACCUUGGGGUUCUUGGUGUCACUGGGCUCUGCUAUUAUAGCCCUGGUCUCCUUUCUGUUCGGAACGCCAAAGUAUCGCUAUGUAGAGCCUUGUGGCAACCCUUUGCCACGUGUUGCUCAGGUAUUCGUCGCAGCUGGUAGGAAAUGGAAACUUGCUCCUGCGGCUGCAGAUGCUCUGUACGAAGUGGAAGGAACAGAAUCUGCCAUCAAAGGAAGCAGAAAGAUUCUUCACAGCAACGAAUUCUUGUUUAUGGACAAAGCAGCAACCAUAACACAGAGUGAUCUGUACGGCCCAAACGAUCCGUGGAGACUAUGCACCGUGACUCAAGUUGAGGAAGCAAAAUGCGUGAUGAAAAUGCUACCCAUUUGGCUUUGCACUAUAAUUUACUCGGUGGUGUUCACCCAGAUGGCUUCCCUGUUUGUCGAACAAGGAGAUGUAAUGAACUCUGAUUUCGGCAAUUUCCACCUCCCGGCUGCAAGCAUGUCUGCUUUCGACAUUUGCAGCGUGCUUGUAUGCACUGGAAUUUAUAGGCAAGUCCUGAUUCCUUUAGCUGGAAGACUAAGUGGGACUCCCAAAGGCUUAAGCGAGCUUCAGAGAAUGGGAAUCGGGCUAAUCAUCGGAAUGUUAGCGAUGCUUGCGGCGGGAAUAACAGAAGUUGAAAGGCUGAGACAUGUAGUCCCAAAUGAGAAAGUUAGCUCCUUGAGCAUAUUCUGGCAAAUUCCACAGUACGUUCUUGUUGGAGCUUCUGAGGUGUUCAUGUAUGUGGGUCAGCUGGAGUUCUUCAAUGGACAAGCUCCUGACGGUAUAAAAAGCUUUGGAAGCUCGCUCUGCAUGGCUUCCAUUUCCCUUGGUAAUUAUGUGAGCAGUUUGUUGGUUAAUAUGGUGAUGGGGAUUACGGCUAGAGGGCAUAAACCUGGUUGGAUCCCCGAUGAUCUAAAUACGGGUCACAUGGACAGGUUCUACUUCUUGAUCGCGGUUUUGACGGCUUUUGAUUUCGUGAUUUACUUGUUUUGUGCAAAGUGGUACAAGUGCAUCAGCCUUGAUGAAACUGCCAAAGAGACUGUUCAGAUCAUGGAACAAGGAGGUGGAGAUCAUGACGACCAAGUUUUGAGUAAAGUUUAAAUAUUAUUAGACUAAUUUGAAAAAUAAAAUAUUAGGGUAUGUAAUGGAGAAUCGUAUAAUGAUAAGUGGAGCAAGCACAUUUGGGUUGAGUUAUAAAA